Lactuca virosa is the source of this 315-nucleotide messenger RNA. Lineage: Eukaryota; Viridiplantae; Streptophyta; Magnoliopsida; Asterales; Asteraceae. The record is from the annotation of a GenBank genome assembly.
AUGUUAAUCUGGGGAAGCGUGUUGUGUUGGUACAUAUUGUUACUCCUCUAUGGUGCACUUCCGCCUAUAUACUCCCGCCAAAAAUUUAAACUCCUUGUGGAAGCCGUGAGCCCUGCACCCAUGUAUUGGAUCGCCACAUUGUUAGUUGUGGUUGUUUCACUUCUUCCAUACAUCACUUACAUGGUCAUCCAGAGGUUAUUUUAUCCAACACAUGACCAACUCAUCGGGGAAAUGAAUUACAUUACAAAUGAUGUUGUAAAUAUGGUCCAUGAGGUUGAAGAAUUAUUGGAAAUCAUCCCAGAACAGGACCUAUGA